Haemorhous mexicanus (house finch) is the source of this 1195-nucleotide messenger RNA. RefSeq names its product PSMC3 interacting protein (gene PSMC3IP). Gene Ontology annotation, biological process: meiotic joint molecule formation; meiotic strand invasion involved in reciprocal meiotic recombination; homologous chromosome pairing at meiosis. The record is from RefSeq and is a predicted model, not a curated record. The transcript has 8 exons. NCBI's taxonomy places the organism in Eukaryota, Metazoa, Chordata, Aves, Passeriformes, Fringillidae. Gene Ontology annotation, cellular component: DNA recombinase auxiliary factor complex; condensed nuclear chromosome. Gene Ontology annotation, molecular function: recombinase activator activity; double-stranded DNA binding. The coding region runs from base 123 to 782 and encodes 219 amino acids.
CCCCCCGCCCAUCACGGUGUGCCCCGCCCUCGCCGCGAUUGGCGGGGAGCGGGCGGCGCGCCGGAAGUGCGUGAACGGCGCCAACCGGGAACGGAGCGGGGCUGGCGGCGCGGGGCCGCGGGAUGAGCAAAGGGCGGGAGGCCGCGGCCGGCGGAGGCGCCAGCGCUGUCCUGCUGCGGUACCUGCGGGAGCAGAACCGGCCGUACAGCGCCCAGGAUGCCUUCGGGAACCUGCAGCGGGAGCACGGGCUGGGCAAGGCGGCCGUGGUGAAGGCGCUGGAGCAGCUGGCGCAGCAGGGCCGCAUUCGCGAGAAGGUUUACGGGAAGCAGAAGAUCUACUUCGCCGACCAGGAGCAGCUCCCGGCCGCCAGCGAUGCGGAGCUCCGCGGGCUGGACGGGGAGAUUGCCGCGCGCUCCGGCCAGCUGCAAGCGCUGCAGCAGAGCUGCCGGCACAUGGAGGCGGAGCUGAAGGACUUGAACAGCUCCAUGACAACCCCUGAGAUUGCCAGGGAGAUCGAGGUGCUGAGGAAGGACUGUGCCAGUUACACGGAGAAACUGGAGAGGAUUAAAUCUGCUACCAACCAUGUGACUCCAGAGGAAAAAGAGAAGGUGUGCCGGGAGCAGCAGCUGUACCGCCGGGAGUGGCGCCGGAGGAAGAGGAUGGCCACCGAGCUGCUGGAUGCCAUCCUGGAGGGCUAUCCCAAGAGCAAGAAGCAAUUCUUUGAGGAGGUUGGGAUAGAGACAGAUGAGGACCACGGUGUGGAGCUGCCAGCGACCACGUGAGGUGCCGGGGGAGCCUUUGUUCUGGGGAGAAGCUGCUGCAGAGCUGCCUCUGAAACUCAGCCGUUGGGUUGUUCUUUUUCUCUUUUUGCAGGACUGGGAUUUGUCCUGUGUAUUUAUUUGGUUCUGUUUUAAAAUGUUUUGCAGUUGGAAGGGUGGGGGUAGGAGUAGCUUGGCACUGGUCCUCUCCUUGCAGUGGAAUGUUGUUUUUUCCUGCCGCCAGUGCAUGGAGCUGCCUGGCAGGGGGCACACGUGGGGGCAUUGGUGCUGUGUCCCUGGUGUUCUGGUAAGGAAAGGCAGCGAGGGACUGUCUGGGCUGCAGAGCUCUGUCUGUGUUCUGGCUGCUUCCUGCUGCGUGCCUGAGUGGUCACAUGAGAACAUGAUCCAUUAAACACCAGGGUUUUGGUUCACCUGCA